AUGGUGACUGUCUUUAGCUCAGGCAGCUUGAUGUCCACUGGUUCACAUCUGGAGCAGCCUCCACCUCUGUCUCUGUCCCCGCACCGUCCCAACUCCCACCUCCCGGUCCUGCACUGCGCAACGUCCUGCACCCCCACCCCCCUUUAUGGCUGCCACGGAGACCGGACUGUGUUUUGGUCAAUGACAGGUUCCACGUGGACGAGCUGCCGUGUCAUAGACAAGCAGCUAAAUUCAAGCGGCAGCACCGUUGUAUCGUUGCCUAGCAACCACCCGGCCGCAGAGGGACCAAACAUGGAGGCUAAAAGGCAGAGCGCAGAAUCCAUAGUGUCAGAUGUUGACAAGAAGAUCAGAGCUGCUUUUCAGGCGUUCGACUACGAGGCUAACAACACAGUGGAUGUCCGGGAGCUUGGCACCAUCAUCUAUGCCCUGGGUUGCUUUCCCUCUCAGAAAGACCUACAUGACUUCAUAGCCGAGGUGGAAGAGGAUCACACAGGACACAUCCAUCUGGACAAGUUUCUCCCAAUCAUGACCAAAGUGCUGCUGGAGAAGAAGUUCCCUCCCAUUCACGAGGACCUUCUGCUUCAGGCCUUUAAGGUUCUGGACAAAGAAAACAAAGGAUACCUGGAAUCUGAGGAGAUGACAAAGUACAUGACACAGGAAGGUGAGCCCUUCACUCAGGAGGAGAUGGAAGAGAUGCUGACGGCUCUCGCAGACCCGGAGAAGAACCACAUCUAUUACACAGACGUUAUGAGCCAGCUGACCAUCGACCCUGACAUGUAAAAAGUGUG
Messenger RNA from Pleuronectes platessa (European plaice), 788 nucleotides. It is a transcript of the gene drc8, whose product is annotated as EF-hand calcium binding domain 2. Gene Ontology annotation, molecular function: calcium ion binding. The transcript is spliced from 8 exons. The coding region runs from base 1 to 780 and encodes 259 amino acids. The record is from RefSeq and is a predicted model, not a curated record. Lineage: Eukaryota; Metazoa; Chordata; Actinopteri; Pleuronectiformes; Pleuronectidae.